This is a messenger RNA of Alternaria burnsii, 654 nucleotides long. RefSeq lists its product as uncharacterized. The transcript has a single exon. NCBI's taxonomy places the organism in Eukaryota, Fungi, Ascomycota, Dothideomycetes, Pleosporales, Pleosporaceae. The record is from RefSeq and is a predicted model, not a curated record. Bases 1 to 654 code for a protein of 217 amino acids.
AUGCAUCGCGCUGACUGUGGUUGUGCCUUUCUGGCGCUACGAACGCUUGUGCGCGUCGAAGAAGUUACUACAUCAUCGCAGGUGCCGCUCGAAACCGCAAUCCAAGUCACAUCUUCAGUGGAACAGCCCUGCCUCACCGUAUUGAGCUGCGAACGGUGCCGCCAGCAACGACUCCCUCUUACCGCUGUCACGAUUCUAUGCGCCCAUCUGGUUGACUGGCUGUGCCGGUUAUGGAACCUAAAGGACGAGGACCCUGCCGACACCUCCACAGAUGCCAGCAACGCCAACACGACUCCAACUACAACCAGCACCAGCGAAAGUCGACAUGCAACUCUGCCCUGGAAGUUCUCUCUUGGAAACUAUGAUCUCGCGGAAGACGAAGCCGAUGCGCUCAGCAACGAAUUAAUGACAUUGCGGCUCACUGGUUUCUCCGCUGUGUUGGGCUCUCUUGAGGCCGCCCUCGUCACAUCUGGACCAACCCCCUGUGUUCCUUCUUCGCCCGGGGGCAACAAUGACACGGCCAACGACAUAUCGGCAUUUGCGCCAGCUUGUCUCGAACUUGUCCGAGCGAAUCUCCGGCUAGUGCGCGCAUGCAUUCGCCGCCUCAAGGCGCGCUCGCUACUGAAUAGCGAUGGGACCAGUGCUUCGUUUUAG